AUGUUUCUUGGUAUUAUUUAUUCCGAAUCAUUGUGUUCCUUUUUUGUUUCUCUCUGCAGAUUUAAAAUUAAAAUAACAGUUGAAGAUCAUAGUGGGGAGGGUAUUUUCCUUCUCUUUCAUCGUGAGGCAUCUUAUUUGCUUAAGAAAUCAUGUGCUGACUUGUUUACUGAGGUUCAAAGAGAUGCAAGUCUUGUAUGUGGGGAUACUUAUCCUCCCAUAUUCCAAGGACUCAUUGGAAAGAAGUUACUGCUGAAGGUUGAUACCAAAGGUGUCCCACAUGAUACAUUUUAUGGCACUUUCCGAGUUAGGAGAAUAUGUGAUGAUCCCACCAUUAUUGCCAUGUUUGAACUUCCUGAUUAUGAUGCUGAUGACGAGUCUACUCCAAAAAAGGUUACAUAUACAUAUAAUUAUUUUUAGAUUGUGUAAAUUCAUGUUUUGUUCCUUUUUUUUAUUGUGCUGUGGUAAAUUUU
This is a messenger RNA of Arachis ipaensis, 470 nucleotides long. The record is from RefSeq and is a predicted model, not a curated record. NCBI's taxonomy places the organism in Eukaryota, Viridiplantae, Streptophyta, Magnoliopsida, Fabales, Fabaceae.